AUUGUUGGUUGUUGGCCACACUAAAAAAGAGGAGAAGCGGGAGACGAAAGCAGACGCCACAAAAUUGGUUAAAAAUUCUCAAAUCCAGGAUCUGAAAGUUAUACGGCUGAAAUGGGAAAAGAAAAGGCCGGCAAGUCCUUUAGCAUAGGCGACCUCGUGUUCGCCAAGGUCAAGGGCUAUCCGGCGUGGCCGGCGAAGAUCACCAAGUACAUAAACAAGAAGUACAAUGUUUACUUCUACGGCACUGGCGAGACGGCCAACAUCAAGCUGGAGGAUCUGUUCUCCUACGCCAACAACAAGGAGAAGUUCGCCACGGAUAAGAACAUGAAGCGCGCUAAGUUCAGCGACGCCAUCGACCAGAUCGAGAGUGCAUUGGCUGGAGAGGACUCGGCCCCUAUCGAUUUGUCCGAAGAGGGAGCCCCAACUUCCGCCACCUCUGAGCCCUCGUCUCCCACCAAGAAGUCGGAAGAGGCCACCAAGCCCGAGACUUCCACCUCCACUCCUGCUGCAGCUUCUACAAGCGAGAAACCCAAAAAGACCCCAGGAGGUGCCCGGAAAACCAAGGCACCUCCACGCCAUGUGGACGGCGAUACCGAUGCGGCAUCUGGCACCGAAGCCUCGGGCGCUGCUGAUGCUCCUCCGCCGCCGAAGCGUAAGGUUCCGCCGGAGGGAUUAAAUGCAACAGCAAGUGCCGCCUCUGCACCGGCUACAUCUGCUGCUCCAGCUGCUGGUGCCACGAACCGCCAGAAGUCCGUUAAGAAAUCGAAACCGACAGCAGCCGUAACUCCCAUCCAGAAGCGCUCCAGGCCAGUAAAUAACAUCCAAAACGACAUGUUGAUGGUAUACUUGCCGACGGCCAAGUGCUUGGGCAUUGAUCUUAACUACAACAAGCCAGAGAACUUUGAGAGUGCCGCCGCCGAGCAGGCCUGGAAGGAGAAGACGCGCAUAGAAGCCAUGGAGCUAAAGGUGAAGCUGGAGAGCGGCCAAGUCGAGCCAGAAUCUAUGCCAGAGCGCAUAAUCGUAGAGCCAGCACGCAGCGAGAUCCCGAAACAGGAGGCUAUGCGUUUCAUUGAGGAGCUAAUUGAGCAUGAGGAUAAUCUAUUCAUGGAACGUGACUUUAUCCAACUCUCCCAGCAGCUGCGCGAGUGCUUGGGACUGCGUCGAGCCAAUGUGGGCAAGUGCUUGGAGAUUCUGGAGAUGUUUAAAGACGUUGAGCUAAACAAGCUGAUGCUGUUGCGGAAUCCCGAAUGUGUGGACAUAAUGCGGCGUUUGCGUCGCUAUGUGGGCAACUUGGAACUCUGGAAAAUGGAACACUGCGACGAGGUGGAGUUUAAGGAGAAGGCCCAGAUUAUACGAAAAGUGUCCGCCUCUAUAUAUGACGGCUUUAAGGGUCUGUUCAAUUCGGAAAAUGAGUACGAAGACAACUUCUGGAUAGAGUUUUGUGAAAAAGUUAAGAUAUACAAGGCGUACACAAAGAAUAUGAAUGAGAACCUGCGAGUGGGUAUGAACGAGCGCGGCUACAACAAUCUGGUUGAGGCCAAAGAAGGCUCCACCGCCGCCGUCGCUGUCGAAGCGGCUCAAAAGUAGAUGAUCAGUGUUUUUGUGGACAAGCAAGUCCAAUUGCUAGACAUAAGACAUAAUGAAUCGAGCAUAUUUGGAGCUCUAACGACGAGUGCUAUUUGCUUAUUUUCUAGGAUUAAUUUUAAUGCAGAUUACUUACUCUGAUGACCGUGUGGAUCCCUUAUAACUAGACAUAUUCCAGCUUCCUUCGAUCCUUACUUACAUAUAUAUACCAUAUGUGUGCGUAGAAGUUCGAUGAUUAAUAAUGAAUUAAACUUAGAGGCAGUACAUGAUCCAGCCAAAACG
Molecule: messenger RNA, 1866 nt
Organism: Drosophila serrata
Lineage: Eukaryota; Metazoa; Arthropoda; Insecta; Diptera; Drosophilidae
Gene: Jasper
Product: JIL-1 anchoring and stabilizing protein
Source: RefSeq, a predicted model, not a curated record